Molecule: messenger RNA, 2663 nt
Organism: Manihot esculenta (cassava)
Lineage: Eukaryota; Viridiplantae; Streptophyta; Magnoliopsida; Malpighiales; Euphorbiaceae
Product: transcription factor CYCLOIDEA
Exons: 2
Coding region: 306-1457 (383 amino acids)
Biological process (GO): regulation of secondary shoot formation
Cellular component (GO): nucleus
Molecular function (GO): sequence-specific DNA binding; DNA-binding transcription factor activity
Source: RefSeq, a predicted model, not a curated record
AACCAAAUCAGAUUAACUUUCCUUUCACCAUACUUGUCCUUCCCACCCUUUUUUCUUUCCCCUCUUCACUUUCCUCCUUCCCAACCAAACAUGUUUUAAGUUCUUCUUUCUUCACUCUCUCAGAGUACAUUCAUGUCCUUCUCAAGGUGUAUAUGGUCCUUAUUAUCUUCAGAGAAGCUAGAGAACCUGCAAAUGAAUUAAAUGGGUAGUGUUCUUUCAAUGGCAGCUUGUACCAAGUAGCUUUCUUCUGUCAAAAUUUCUCUUUCUGGGAAGCUAGGGUUUUUCCCUCGCAAUUGAAGCCACAAAUGUUCCCUUCCACCAAUAGUAUCAGUCCUUUCCCGCACCUCUCCUCUUCUUAUGACCUUUCUCCUUACAUUAUUCACCAUGAAGCAAAUGACCUUUUACUUCACCACCAUCACCGUCCACUCACAACUCCUUCCUUGCCAGCCACUGACACUCUGCUACACACUUCAGCUUCCAUGAUCUCUAAUAAGCACGAUAUUAAUGUCGGCUUCGCUGGAAAUCAACUUGAUCCUCUUGUUUUACUUACUGGAAAAAAGCCCGUGAAAAAAGAUCGGCACAGCAAAAUUUACACAGCUCAAGGUCUAAGAGAUCGGAGAGUGAGAUUGUCUAUAGAAAUUGCCCGCAAGUUCUUUGAUCUCCAGGACAUGCUAGGGUACGACAAAGCAAGUAAAACCCUAGAGUGGCUGCUCUCAAAAUCAAAAAAGGCCAUCAAAGAAGUAGCACAGAAUGGAGGUGCCAAAAGUUUGUCUUCAACUUCCACGUGUGAAGUAGCAUCAGAAAAUGGUGAGCUAGAUGGUAUAGUUUCAAAGAGCGAGUCAUUGGCAGGCCGUGUUUGUAAUGAGAAAAAGACGAAAAGAUUGCAAAAAGCUGCAUCCUCCAAUCUCGUUGCAAAAGAAUCCAGGGCAAAAGCAAGAGCAAGAGCAAGGGAGAGAACUAGAGUUAAAAUGUGCACUAGAAGAUUCCAUGAGUUCCACAAUCCUGACUCUACCUCCUUCAACCGCAAUUUAUCAAGGUCGACCUUGAGCCAACAACAUCAGGCUUGUGAGAAAUCUCACAACAGCUUAAAAGUGGUUGCUCUUGCUCAUCAUGAUCAAGUAGAGCAGCCUAACUCCCACGCCAAUCUAGUCCCUAAAGGAAACAUUAUUGAGGAGUCAAUAGUGAUCAAAAGGAAGUUGAAGCCAUCCACAGUGAUGGGUUAUCAACAAAACCUUGUAAUGUUAAAAGAUGUAACUUGCAACAACAGCAACUUCCCAAAUUUGCCUCAGAAUUGGGAGAUUAACAGUGCAAUUGCACGCUCUAGCUUCUGCGCUAUUACCAACGUAAACAAAUCUACAGGUGAGGACUGCAUCUCUAUGGCUAGAUCUGGGAGGCUGAAAACAGUAGUCAAUGUCUACGCUAAUAUGGCAUACAAGCAUGAACGAUGUAAGCUGUAGUUCUCUUCUUUCAUCUUUUGAUAUCGCAAAAUUAGAUGAGCAUUAUCAUUUGGUUUAUCCUAUGCUGUCGAUUUUUUAUCUCUUAUUUCUGUAUGUUUUAUCUCCCAAAUUUUCUUCAAUUAUAUUGUAUCAGAAAUUUGGCCCAGGAGGUCUGAUAAGUACAUAUGUUUAAGUGGAACUGCACAAUUCAUUCAAACAAUAAUGCUGCUUCUUUUCCAAGAGAAUUGUAUCAAAAGCUAUAUGUUCUCGCUUCUAUUUUGUUGUGAAAUUGAUUCCAUAGCUAAACACUUGGUGGAUAAGUAAACUGUAAGUCAAUAUAGAUUUAUACUUCUCUCUAGCAGCAUUUCUAAGCAAAGGUGAUUGAUUGAAGAAAAUUCCAAGCUAUGGAGCUAACAAAUGCCUCUGAAUUUAAGUGGGAAUUUAGUUAGUUUCAUCUUGUUGGAGACAAUUUCAGUAGGAACCAUAAUCAUGAAAGAGCACUCCUUAAUUCAGACUAUACAGAGGGGUAUUCAGCCAAUGAAGAGUUCAAUGAAUCAAAGUUUUCCUUUCUUUUUUCAUAUUAACUUUAUAGAAUUGGUAAUUUUAUUGAAUUAAUUGUUUCGUUAAUUUUAUCAACCAAUAAAGAGCACAGUAGUAAUUGUAUCCCCUGGAUUUUCUUUUUUUGGCUAGUUAAUUAAUCUUUUCAUGUUCUAGGUGAAGAGUAUCUAUGAAGAGCCUUUCCAAAUGUCUUCAAUACCUUAAACAUUUAACAUUAUUGUUGGCUUUAUGUGUUUUGGAACUUUUGGGAAGGAACAUGUCUUUGGAUUCAUGCAUUGAGUUGUUUUGCACUUGAUCAUGCAUGAACUUUGGUUCUCUGAAGACCGUUAAGUAUAAAUAUAGAAACUGGAAUCUAACUGGAGUUUCCACAACUGUUUAUAACUAUAUUCUAACUAACUAUAUCCAUAUGAAAAAAAUUUCUGGCCUAAAUCAACCAGUAGUUGGGCAUCAAUGUUCAUAGAGCUGUGAUUCUUUAGUGGGAUGUCAAAGCAUUUAAAUAUUGAACAAAGUUGUUUGUUUUAGUCUUUUAGAUAACUAAGUGAAUCUUAAAACUGAUAGUUAGAGCCAUUUACCUUGUGGCUUCUUGGUUUAGGCUGCUGUUCAUGAACACCCUAGAGAUGCUUUCUUGUCACAAAGCAAACCAUUCAUUAGAAGAAGAUCAUCUAAUUC